Glycine soja is the source of this 1042-nucleotide messenger RNA. RefSeq lists its product as uncharacterized. The coding region runs from base 106 to 621 and encodes 171 amino acids. The record is from RefSeq and is a predicted model, not a curated record. The transcript has 5 exons. NCBI's taxonomy places the organism in Eukaryota, Viridiplantae, Streptophyta, Magnoliopsida, Fabales, Fabaceae.
UGGCUUGUCUGCGUAGACUCAAUCAUCAGCAGAGAAGCAAGGAGUAGGAGGUGGAGUGCGGGCGAGGGUAACUUACCAACCCUAAGGAGUUGUUGAGUUUGGUACAUGGGCGGAGAAGUGUUGACGAUGGCGGACGUCACGGCCAACUUGCAAGCAGCAACCACCGCAUCCACCCCUUACGCGCUUCCCACCAAUCUCCCUCUCCUCUCCGCUUUUCUCUCCUUCGCUCUCGCUCAGUUCCUCAAGAUCUUCACCUCCUGGUAUAAGGAGAAGAGAUGGGAUUCUAAAAGGUUGCUUGAUUCGGGUGGAAUGCCUUCGUCACAUUCUGCAACGGUCUCGGCUCUGGCUGUUGCUAUAUGUCUCCAAGAAGGGGCAGGGUCACCCGCCUUUGCUAUUGCAGUGGUCUUGGCAUGUAUUGUGAUGUAUGAUGCCACGGGAGUUAGACUUCAUGCAGGUAGACAAGCAGAAUUGCUUAAUCAAAUUGUGUGCGAACUUCCUCCAGAACAUCCUUGUUCCAAUGUUAGACCUCUGCGUGAUUCACUUGGUCAUACUCCACUUCAGGUUGUUGCCGGUGGCACAUUGGGAUGCAUUAUAGCAUUUUUGAUGAGAAGAUCAAGUUAAGAUGCUAUGUGAUGUGACUGAUACUAAUCCUCUACCUUGUAAAAAUUGUCGGUACAUGGCUGAAAUGAGAUCAUCAUGGAAAGGGCAUAAAAGCCUUCUGUUGCAAGUGAGUAAAGUGCGUUGAAGGCUCACCUUGAAGAUCCUGUGUCCUGACUUAUGGACAUUCAGACUUCUCUUGUACACAGUAAUUAAUUGGUUUGUUAAUUCUGUCUUAAUUGAUCGUUCAACACAUUUUGAGAUCACACUUUUGACUUAUUUUUUCACCUAUUGUUGCAAAUCGAAACUUGGAAGGCAAUUGACACUUGAAUGGAGGUUGCAUUUUGUGUUUCAUCCUCAAGUAGAUUAAGAAGAUUCUUGUUUCUCCAUGGUUAUAACAGUUUGACUUUCGAGCUUUUUAAUUAUACUUGUUUGAGUUUGAUUC